GUUCGGCAGCCGCCAUCUUGUGGAAUUGAAACCAGCGAGUGAAACCGACGCCUGGGGAGCCACACAAAGAAGGAGCUGCAGGCGCCGGGGGUGAGGAGACGCAAAGGGGGAGGUGCCGGAGCGGGGCCGUUUCUUGUACACGUUCAACACUUCAAAUUUGGACCAUGGGGAAUGUGUUUGGUAACCGCUUCAAGGGACUCUUUGGCAAAAAAGAAAUGCGGCUUCUCAUGGUCGGUCUGGACUCUGCAGGAAAGACCACUAUUCUGUACAAACUGAAACUGGGAGAAAUAGUGACUACUAUGCCCACUUUGGAUUUCAAUGUGGAGAUCAUACAGUACAAAAACAUUUGCUUCACCGUGUGGGACGUGGGCGGCCAGGACAAGAUCCGACCCCUCUGGCGCCAUUAUUUCCAGAACACGCAGGGGCUGAUCUUCGUGGUUGACAGCGGUGAGAGAGAACGAGUGACCGAGGCCCGUGAGGAACUGAUGAGAAUGCUGGAAGAGAUUGGGAGUAAAGACGCUGCCUUAUUAGUGCUUGCUAACAAGCAGGAUCUUCCCAAUGCAAUGAAAGUAGAUGAAAUCACAGAAAAACUUGGACUGCAUUGUCUCCAUCAGAGGAACUGGUACGUCCAAGCCACCUGUGCCACUAGUGGGGAUGGACUCUACGAAGGACUGAUCUGGCUGUCAAAACAGCUCCAGAACCAGAAAUGA
Messenger RNA from Antechinus flavipes (yellow-footed antechinus), 710 nucleotides. Its product is annotated as ADP-ribosylation factor 1-like. Gene Ontology annotation, biological process: vesicle-mediated transport; intracellular protein transport. The transcript has a single exon. Gene Ontology annotation, molecular function: GTP binding; GTPase activity. The coding region runs from base 165 to 710 and encodes 181 amino acids. NCBI's taxonomy places the organism in Eukaryota, Metazoa, Chordata, Mammalia, Dasyuromorphia, Dasyuridae. The record is from RefSeq and is a predicted model, not a curated record. Gene Ontology annotation, cellular component: cytoplasm; plasma membrane.